AUGAUAUUGUUUUGUUGUUGUGCUAUUGAAAUUUGGCCGAGCAAUUUUCCAAUCGGGCCGACCGCCGGUCGAUCCGGGAAGGAAACGGCUCUCGCUCGGCCAGACGAACUUAGCGCGACAAAACCGUCCGCGCGGAACGCAGGACAGAGAAGGAACAGGCCGCGCUCGGCCGGAAUCACGUAUCGGGAAAGAAUCGGAUUUCUCGUCCAUUCGCAUUUGGCCGACCAAAUCGCACGGCCGCGACAAAAUCAUCGGCCAUCGGCCCAAACUUUUCUCGGCCAAGUCCAUACGCUCGCGCCUGAAAACGUUAAGAAACCUAAGAGACCUUUGAUCCAAGGUCCCAGAGAGCUCAAUGAUGUUCUUCUUCAGAACAUGUACGCCGGUUUUGCUGGUUCCAUGGGCCGUGGCGUUGAGCGUCACGACAUUUGGAGCUGGUCCUUCGAAAACGCCGCCAAGAAUUAG
This is a messenger RNA of Microthlaspi erraticum, 462 nucleotides long. The record is from the annotation of a GenBank genome assembly. Lineage: Eukaryota; Viridiplantae; Streptophyta; Magnoliopsida; Brassicales; Brassicaceae.